Messenger RNA from Carlito syrichta (Philippine tarsier), 525 nucleotides. It is a transcript of the gene AGTRAP, whose product is annotated as angiotensin II receptor associated protein. The annotation marks the transcript as partial. The record is from RefSeq and is a predicted model, not a curated record. Gene Ontology annotation, cellular component: plasma membrane. Gene Ontology annotation, biological process: regulation of blood pressure; angiotensin-activated signaling pathway. Lineage: Eukaryota; Metazoa; Chordata; Mammalia; Primates; Tarsiidae. The transcript is spliced from 4 exons.
GUGAUUCUCCUGAGUCACUGGCUGCUGACAACCUGGGGCUGCUUCCAGUUCUCGAACUCCUACGCCUGGGCCAACUUCACCAUCCUGGCCUUGGGUGUGUGGGCUGUGGCACAGCGGGACUCCGUGGACGCCAUCAGCAUGUUCCUGGGUGGCCUCCUGGCCACCAUCUUCCUGGACAUUGUAUACAUCAGCAUCUUCUAUCCCCGGGCCGACCUCACAGACACGCAGCGCUUCGGGGCCGGCAUGGCCAUCCUUAGCCUGCUGCUCAAGCCGUUCUCCUGCUGCUUCGUCUACCACAUGUACCGGGAGCGUGGGGGUGAGCUCCUCGUCCACACUGGUUUUCUCGGACCUUCUCAGGACCGCAGUGCCUACCAGACGAUUGACUCACCAGAGGUGCCCGCGGACCCGUUUGCAGGCCCGGACAGCAGGGGUCAGGCCUCCCGAGGGUACUGAGCCCACCCGGUCGUGCCCGGCCCCACCCGGACUACACCGCCUUCUUUGUGCCUGGCAGGCCACUCUCGGAAU